CGAAUCUCAUGGUUCACUCAAGAUUGAUCAUUUCUGAAAAGCAUUUUCCUGGAAUCGGUUGCUGUAUUAUGUAUUUGUAUUAUGAGAACAAGAUUUGAAGCCUACUGAUACACGUGGCUGUGCACACACAAGCCAUAAUGGCCAGAGGGCCAGGGGGUGACUGCCCUGCACAGCACCCCAAGACAAAGGACAAGAAGGCACGCAGAUGGAGGCUACUAAUCCUCAGCUUCCUCUGCUGUGCUGUGGCACCUCCCACGGAGGACAGUGUGGAGGUGGGUGAGGCCCGCCAGAAGACCCACACUGUUCUCAACACCCCCGACACUGACAACGGCCAGAACAUGCUGACUGCCCGAGAGAUUAACAGGAGGGUGAGGGAGGGGAAAGCCAGGAGGAAGCUGCAAGGCAAACGCAAAAGAUCCAAGACUGCCCCAUCCGCUGAUGCACACACCACUUCCGUUCCACACACCCAGCUGUUGAAGGAAACAACCCCUGCCAGCAAAACCAAAGACACAGAACAAGACCAAAAGAUCAUGGAUGCUGAGACACACACCAACCAGACUACUCUUCCGCAUACCCAGCUGUUGAUGGAAACGACAACAACUUCAAACAAAACCAAAGAGGCAGAGCAAGACCAAAAGAUCAUGGAUGCUGACACACACACCAACCAGACUACUCCUCUGUACACCCAGCUGUUGAAGGAAAUGACAACCCUUGCAAGCGAAUCCAAGAAGAUUGAACCACACCAAAAGAUUGUGGAUGCCAACAACCAUAAGAGAGUGGGGAGCUUCCCACACCCACCUCUGAGGAGCAAGGAGGAAGCAAAGCCCAGCAAGAAGGACAUGGAGACGCAUCGGAUUGUUGACGACGGCAGAAAAGAGCAAGAAGCAAAGACUACCAAGAAGCUCAAACAGCACCAGGCUGUGGACAAAUUCUCACACUUUGAGUUCAUGAAGGACCUCGCCAAGCUUCUCCUGUACACCCUCUUGGUGUUUGGCUUGGUCUUUGCCGCCCUCAGCUUGCUCUGCUGUGCUGUGGCACCUCCCACGGAGGACAGUGUGGAGGUGGGUGAGGCCUGCCAGAAGACCCACACUGUUAACAACACCCCCGGCACUGACAACGGCCAGAACAUGCUGACUGCCCGAGAGAUUAACACGAGGGUGAGGGAGGGGAAAGCCAGGAGGAAGCUGCAAGGCAAACGCUGGUACUACCGCCUUUUUAGAAGAUCCAAGGCUGUCCCAUCCGCUGACGCACACACCACUUCUGUUCCACACACCCAGCUGUUGAAGGAAACAAUCCCUGCAAGCAAAACCAAAGACACCAAACAAGACCAAAAGAUCAUGGAUGCUGAGACACACACCAACCAGACUACUCUUAUGCACACCCAGCUGUUGAUGGAAACGACAACAGCUGCAAACAAAACCAAAGAGACCGAGCAAGACCAAAAGAUCAUGGAUGCUGAAACACACACAAAUCAGACUACCAUUCCGCACAUCCAGCUGUUGAAGGAAAGAACAACCCCUGCCAGCAAAACCAAAGAGACCGAAAAAGACCAAAAGAUCAUGGAUGCUGACACACACACCAACCGGACUACUCCUCUGUACACCCAGCUGUUGAAGGAAAUGACAACGCUUGCUAGCAAAUCCAAGGAGACUGAACCACACCAAAAGAUCGUGGAUGCCAACAGCCAUAAGAGAGUGGGGAGCUACCCACACCCACCUCUGAGGAGCAACUUGGAGGAACCAAAGCCCAGCAAGAAGGACAUGGAGACGCAACGGAUUGUUGACGAGGGCAGAAAAGAGCAAGAACUAAAGACUACCAAGGAGCUCAAACAGCACCAGGCUGUGGACGAAUUCUCACACUUUGAGUUCAAGAGGGUGUCCAGGAGAAGGUUGGUGAGGUCCUUCAUGGUGUUUGGCUUGGUCUUUGCCACCCUCAGCUUCCUCUGCUGUGCUGUGGCACCUCCCACGGAGGACAGUGUGGAGGUGGGUGAGGCCCGCCAGAAGACCCACACUGUUGUCAACACCCCCGGCACUGACAACGGCCAGAACAUGCUGACUGCCCGAGAGAUUAACAGGAGGGUGAGGGAGGGGAAAGCCAGGAGGAAGCUGCAAGGCAAACGCUGGUACUACCGCCUUUUCAGAAGAUCCAAGGCUGCCCCAUCCGCUGACGCACACAGGACUUUCCAGGACUUGAUAAUUUGAAAUAAUAAAUCCUGUAACAGAGUUAUGCAACAUCACCUCAAUUAUAUUACCUCAAAAUAAAUAUUUUCUGUUUUGAUUUCAAAUGAUGAUCUGUUCUCUGUGGUGAUCUGUUUUAUUCAUUUCAUAAACAUGGUAUGACGAUUGUCUGUAA
This is a messenger RNA of Engraulis encrasicolus (European anchovy), 2352 nucleotides long. RefSeq lists its product as uncharacterized. The coding region runs from base 138 to 2201 and encodes 687 amino acids. The transcript is spliced from 2 exons. The record is from RefSeq and is a predicted model, not a curated record. NCBI's taxonomy places the organism in Eukaryota, Metazoa, Chordata, Actinopteri, Clupeiformes, Engraulidae.